CCGCGACAGUGAAGCAGCCACAAACUACUAUUUACUUGAUUCUUUUUGGUACCGUUCUUAUUCAAGCCACGACGCCAGUUCUCCUGACGGUGAUCAGGUGAUCAAGCAAUCUCCAAGUCAUGGCUACACAACGGGCAGCGUUGUGCCUCGCUCUGUGCGCCGUGCUAUUCACUGAUGCCAGCCAUGCUGCUAGUCAACCAAACUUCAUUGUAAUGUUCGCUGAUGAUACAGGUUGGGGCGACCUAGGUGCCAACUGGCCCCAGACAACGGAUACACCUCGUCUGGACGCCAUGGCUAAGUCUGGUACACUGAUGGCUGACUGGCACGCCGGUGCAUCAGUGUGCACUCCAUCUCGUGCCGCGCUUCUCACUGGAAGACUGGGCAGACGCACUGGGGUCACUCACAACUUCAACCCGACCAGCAGAGGUGGCCUGCCAUUGAAUGAGACCACGAUUGCGGAGACAUUGAAAGAGGCUGGCUAUCGAACUGGAAUGAUUGGAAAAUGGCAUCUAGGAGUUGAAGGAAAAUUCCAUCCUUUUUAUCGAGGCUUUGAUUCCUACUAUGGUUUGCCGUACAGCAACGAUAUGGGCUGUACAGGUACGCCAGGGUUUAAUAAACCUAUGAUGCAGCCAUGUUGCAAGGACAGCAAGUCUAGCAUCUAUUCCGCGGACUAUCAGCGGAGAGCUGAGGCAGGCAACUGCAGCAAAAGCCUUGCUGUGCCCUUGUACCAUAACGCUACCAUCAUUGAGCAGCCAGUUGACUUGGAAACUCUAGCUACCCGCUAUGGUGACAGAGCUGAGGAGUUUAUUGCUGACAAUAGCACAGAGCCCUUCUUGCUGUACAUGGCCUUUGCGCAUAUGCAUGUGCCACAAAACCAUGCUAAGCAAUUCGACAACGUUAGCAAAACUGGGGGUGAGUUCGGUAACACGCUACGCGAGCUUGACUGGACAGUAGGUCGUGUGCUGGAUGCUCUGGAGAAGAAUAGCAAGUCAGACAACACACUGGUGAUCUUUACCACGGACAACGGGCCAUGGGAAACCAAGUGCAACCUAACAGGAAGCAAGGGUCCGUUUGUUGGUGAGUGGCAGAGAACUACAGGCGGUGGAGGUGGAACAGGAAAGUUUACUACUUGGGAAGGUGGACACCGUGCACCAACAGUGGUUCAUUGGCCAGGUCACGUACCUGCAAACAGAGUCAGCCAUGCACUGGCGAGUAGUCUUGACAUCUUCCCAACGCUCGUGUCCAUGGCAGGGGCCAAGAUGCCACAAAAUCGUAUGUAUGAUGGUCUUGAUCUGACCGAUGUCUUGUUGAAUGGCAAUGAUUCUGCUGGACAUACACACCUCUUCCAUCCAAAUAGUGGUGCAGGCAAACAAAUUGGCAACUUGACAGCAAUGAGAAUCGGCCAAUACAAGAUUUUCUUUGAGACAGCCGGAACAGGAGACUGUCACCAAAAAUCAGGAAACGGCAGAGUGGGGAUGUACCAUGACCCACCACUGAUCUUUGAUUUGAGUGCAGACAUUGCUGAAGCUCAUCCACUGACAGCUACUCAUGCCCAGUACCAGACAGUAGUCAGCAAGGCGCUGAAGUUGCACUCAGCCGUACUGGCUGACAUUGCUACCGAUAACACAACGGUUGUGGACUAUGGCUCAGACGCAGCUCAUAAGCCAUGCUGUAACAGCAACAAUGUAUGUUGUCGCUGUACAGACUGAACGACUAUUAGUAUUGCAAUAGAAGACAGUGGCAUCCAGGCUGUGUGCCCAUGCAUUCCAUGUUGCAGUGCCACAUACUAGAAUUAUGCACACAAGUAUGUGGAAUCCAUAUCCAGUGGAAUGAUUGCGGCCGUGAUGGUGCUGCCCUUUGAAGCUUGUCCCAUGCAUGAAUCUAGCAAUGCUGCAUUCAAAUGCACAUUCGGUGUUCAUGGUGCCAGGAUGUCCUAGAGUCUGCUGAUGCAGCAUUUAUGGUGCAACUUUAACUGAUCAGUUUUUUUUAUACAUGAGCCGCAUUUGUGGGCAUCACAUGAAAAUUUGUAAAGAAUGUUACUUUGUUCGGUGCUGGGCAAAGAGCUUAACUUUUCACCUGGUGAGUUGCAAGUACUUCAAGUACCCAAUUCGAAGGGUAAAAAUAGAACGGAGUGGAGAAUCAAGUACAAUAUUCUUGUGAGAUUAAUCAAUGCAAGGCACCUCAAAAGGCCUUGAGUGUUCCCAUGCCUUAGUGCAACAGGCAGGGGUGCGGGUAAGCAACCAAAUAAUAGCAAGUUGAAGUACGGCCAAUGCUGCACUGCAUCAUUUAGUAUCCAAAAGAGGAACUAAAUUUUUACAGUGCAAAGCAUUGAGUAAAUAUAGAGCCCUACAUUGAGACUGUCACAAACUCUUUACGGUGUUGGUGUGGUAAUGGAAGGCUUCUCCAUUGAAACAGCCAAUAGACUGCAACAUCACCUCUUCGCUCAUAUUACCCAAGUAGAUCUGAUUGCAGUUCGGUAACCAAGACAUUUUGAUGGGUUCUAUCGUUGUCUGUGGGUAUAUCCGUGUGAUAGUUAUACAUGUACAUUGUGUGUGAGUGCAUGUGUGUGUGUGUGUCAGGAAGUUGAACAUGUGUCCUCCUUCGUAUAUCUUGGCAGCCUCGUUGACCCUGACUCUCGUGUUGGCCUUGAGGUUGAUCGUCGUCUUGCCAGUGCAUCUCGUGCAUUUGGAGCACUCCACUGUGUGUUUAACACUCCCGGCCUGUCCAUCCGCACAAAAAAAUGCUGUACGAAACUUGCGUUCUGACUGUUUUGCUGUAUGGUGCUGAGUGUUGGCCGGUUCUUCGUCGUGAUGAGAUCCGUAUUGACAACUUUCAUCAUCAAUGUCUACGGUGUAUCCUUGGAGUCUCGCGCUGGGAUCAGGAGUUGAAUCAUGUCCUGAAUUGUGACCUCCGUAAGCAUUGGGGGGAUGAGGAUCUGGUGUCGGACACUAUGCGUCGUCGCCGCCUCCAGUGGUUGGGCCAUGUAGCUCGGAUGCCUGGCAACCGUCUCCCUAAGCAGUUGCUGUUUGGAUGGCUUGACGCUCCCCGACCAGCUCAGGGACCUUGUCUUCGGUGGAAGGACAGAAUACAGUCAGACAUGAAACUGUGCCAGAUUGAUGAAUGGUUUACUCUGGCCCAGGAUUGUCAGCAAUGGAGAGAUGCGUACCGAACUCGUGCGCAGCGUCCUGCCCCGGUACCGCUCUCUUGCCUGGUGUGUAAACGGACAUUCAACAGUAAAUCUGGACUCGGACGACACAAAUGUUCUGCUGAUCGCCAGCUGCCUGUAGCGGAACAGCCGGACGCACGUCAAUGCCAUGCCUGCCUUCGGUGGUUCCGAAGUGCCGGUGGACUUGCUGUGCACAAGUGCACAACACCCGCCCCGGCAUCACCACCCACACCCCAGCGCAUACAAUCACCAGCCCUCCGUGUUGCAACCAGCACUGCGCUACCUGUGAUCGCUGUUUUAAAUCUGCUCCUGGCUUUUCGGCGACACAAUUGCAAUCGUGGACGGCGUCGUGGCGGAGCGGCUUCCUAGUGGCAGUGCUGACUUCUCUCGAACUCUCUCUUCUACUCUCCCCUGUCUCAGGGGCGGCGUGGCCAAGCAUUUGGCAGCUGUACACCAGGCCAGGUGUGUGUGUGUGUGUGUGUGUGUGUGUUGUGCUUUCCUGGUGCAUGAAGGCCGAAGCAGUACGCGUACAGACGUUAUUGUUGAACAGAACAUCAUGUUCACAUUAAUUUUGUUCCUUUUUCAGUCGUUGCAUGUUAUACUUAUAGUGGACCUACAGCAGACUGUUCAUCAGGUUUGUGAUAUUUCCUUCCUCUGUUUGUGAGUCCCUUUCCAUCAAUAUGGCAGCUUGUUUUGAUUUCCUUUUUUUCAAUUCAUUUUGCUGUACUUCCUGUUUUGUUUGCGUCACUGCCCCUCACCU
Sycon ciliatum is the source of this 3926-nucleotide messenger RNA. Its product is annotated as arylsulfatase G-like. Bases 120 to 1709 code for a protein of 529 amino acids. The record is from RefSeq and is a predicted model, not a curated record. The transcript has 5 exons. Gene Ontology annotation, molecular function: arylsulfatase activity. Lineage: Eukaryota; Metazoa; Porifera; Calcarea; Leucosolenida; Sycettidae.